Molecule: messenger RNA, 630 nt
Organism: Monomorium pharaonis (pharaoh ant)
Lineage: Eukaryota; Metazoa; Arthropoda; Insecta; Hymenoptera; Formicidae
Exons: 2
Coding region: 66-593 (175 amino acids)
Source: RefSeq, a predicted model, not a curated record
UACAAAUUUAAAUCAACUUCUGUAUUUAUUGACUAUUUGGAUUUAUUUAUUUUUUAAAAUUUUAGAUGGAAAUCGAUGAAGACGCAUUGUUAGAAGUUUGUGAUGUAAUUAAUUUUCCAACAAGUCCUAUAUCCGUUCCUGUGAGAACCGAAAGGCAUUCAAUCGACGAUCACGCUAGUAAUGAUCGUCCCACGCGUUAUCGCCCCGCUCGUGAUCGCUCCACUCGUAAUCGCCCCACUCAAGAUGGCUCCGUUCGUGAUCGAUCUACUGAAGAUGGCUCCGUUCGUGAUCAUCCUGCUCAAGGUGGCUCCGCUCGUGAUCAUCCUGCUCAAGGUGGCUCCGCUCGUGGACCUACUAGUGAGCAUCCUAUUAACGAUCGCCCUAGCCUUCGAAAUUCUGAAAUUCGUCCUGGAGUGGAUCGUACUGGAACUAAUCCUAUUGAAGAUCUCCAGUCUCCAAACGUUCCACAAUGGAGAGGUAGGGGUAGAAGAAGUGGCGUGCGACGUCAACAAGAAAGGUUUAUGAAAUUUUUGUACCAACUUUCUUCAGCGCAUUAUAAUUGGGGUAAACGAAGGAAGGAAACAAGGGUAUGAAGUAAAAACAAAUUAUUAUAUUAAUACAUACAUACAU